Glossina fuscipes is the source of this 1493-nucleotide messenger RNA. RefSeq lists its product as uncharacterized. The transcript is spliced from 8 exons. Gene Ontology annotation, molecular function: chitin binding. The record is from RefSeq and is a predicted model, not a curated record. The coding region runs from base 26 to 1324 and encodes 432 amino acids. Lineage: Eukaryota; Metazoa; Arthropoda; Insecta; Diptera; Glossinidae. Gene Ontology annotation, cellular component: extracellular region.
AAUACAAAACAUAUUGUGAAUUAUUAUGAGUUCUUGUACGGUAAAGCUGUUGCUCAUCAUCUAUUUAACCAUGGGCGAUCAUUGUGCCAAUAUGGAUAGAAUUACUAAAAAGCGUCAAAUUUAUCGUGAACAAGUGUUACCACAUGCCGGCGGGCGUGUACCCGAUACAGCUUUCGAAACAGAGCGUCUAUUUUUGAAUCAAUUGCAGAAAGAUGGCAUCAGUGUACCCGAUGGCGUAGUGCCAGAGCAAAGAAAUCCACAGGUUUAUCCAUUCUUAAGUAGACCAUCGCGUAAAGUAUUUCGUGUGGCUUUAAGUUCCGACGGACGUUUUACACCUGAAGAGGGCCGCUACCGUUAUCACGAGCUGCCAUCGAUCGAAACGACAUAUUUGUUUCCACAAAUUCACGGGCAAAAAAUGGAUUUAACCCCACAAACUGUUGUCCUGCCAGUUUAUAAGCCCCUACAUAUAUAUAAUCCGCUUCUAAAUCAAGUGAAAUUUCAAUCGCAAGAUAAAUCUCAAUAUCAGAACGUUAUACCGCUGAGAAUGAAUAAAAUUUUCACUAAAUCAAAAUCAUAUCAGAAUUUCAAUAUUAUUCAUACGCCAACAAUACCAAAAUCUGCUCGUGUUUCUCGAACGGGUGGCAAACCGUAUUUACCCACCUACAAAAGCGAUCAGCUUUUCAUUAAUAAUUUUAAUUUGAAUUUUUUAAAGAAAAUCGAGGCUUACGAUAACGAUGGCCUGAACGAUAUGAUGAGUUAUCUAUCAGUAACAUCUUUAACCUUUGCAGCAGUAAAUAUUGACAUGUUUUCCCAACGUUUCCUAAUAUGUUUGGGCAUUUCAUUGACUGUAGUGUGUUAUGCGGCUUAUGCUAUAGAAGUUCAGACUUUCGGUUAUUUAUUUCAUCCUCCAACUGAGGAACGAAAAAAAGAAGAGAAACAAGAUUUAUCGAAGGUACCUGGCGUGCCGGGGGUCGAUUAUCCUGUUUAUCAUGAGGUACCUCAUACCUCAUUCUCCUGUGCUCACGUGCCGGCUGUUCCCGGAAUGUACGCGAACCUUGAGACGGGCUGUCAAGCGUAUCAUGUGUGUCAUGAUGGCCGUGAAGGUCAUCAAGGUGCCUCAUUUUUGUGCACCAAUGGUACAAUUUUCAAUCAAAAAGAAUUCGCCUGUGAUUGGUGGUAUAAUGUUAAAUGCGAAGAUGCCGUUAAUUACUAUCAUUUGAAUGCUGAUCCUGAGCACAAUCCUUACAUCCCUAAAAAAAAAGUAGUAGAAGAAGAGAAACCCGCUUAUGACGAACAUGAACAUAAAUUCUUGAUACAUGUUUAAUUUCAUUAUUCGUAUAGAGAAAGAAAUACCAUUCAUUUGGAUCUAUAUUAUUUCGCCUACGAAAUCUUUUCAUUCAUUUAUACCUUUUUUUUUAUUUUAUCAUUUUCAAAAAGAAUAUCAUCAUUUGUAAUAUAUCUCAUAAAAACAAUAAAAAAUUUCAAUCCUCUAA